UAUCUAAUCUGUUAACAUCAGUAAUAUAUAAAUAUAAAAAAUAUUAGUAAGUAACCCAUUAGCUAAAAUAUAUUAUUUGUUGCCAUUUCACAUUUCAAAAAAAUAAAACCAUGUCUAACUUACUCUCUGUCGAAGAAGAAUGGAUUAAUUUCAAGUCAAAAUUCAACAAGUCAUACGACUCUGAAGAAGAGGAACAAAAACGGUACCAGAUCUUCCAAGACAAUUACGACAAAGUUGUGGAACACAACAAGAAGUUCGAAGCUGGUGAAGAGAGUUCAUCACUUGCCAUCAAUCAGUUCUCUGACCAAAGCCAAGAGGAAUUCAGUAAGAAGAGUACCGGUUUAAAAGCCACAGGUUUGAGAGCUACUGGUUUAGCUAGACCUGCACCUCAAUAGAAAUACUAAUAUUUAGUGCUAUUAUUAGAUAGUUUUUGAUAAAAAUAUAUAUUAAUCGAAAAAUGUUUUAUAUGUUUUAAUAAAAUAAUUUACUAAAUAA
Messenger RNA from Sitophilus oryzae (rice weevil), 495 nucleotides. RefSeq names its product cathepsin L-like proteinase. The transcript is spliced from 2 exons. NCBI's taxonomy places the organism in Eukaryota, Metazoa, Arthropoda, Insecta, Coleoptera, Curculionidae. The record is from RefSeq and is a predicted model, not a curated record. Bases 111 to 395 code for a protein of 94 amino acids.